Molecule: messenger RNA, 1625 nt
Organism: Varroa destructor (honeybee mite)
Lineage: Eukaryota; Metazoa; Arthropoda; Arachnida; Mesostigmata; Varroidae
Biological process (GO): sex differentiation; regulation of transcription by RNA polymerase II
Cellular component (GO): nucleus
Molecular function (GO): RNA polymerase II cis-regulatory region sequence-specific DNA binding; DNA-binding transcription factor activity, RNA polymerase II-specific
Source: RefSeq, a predicted model, not a curated record
AGGUCUGCCAAAAAGAUCCGAGAAGAGAUCCAGUGAAUCUGUUGAACGCUGAGUUAAUACUAGGUACUUAUUAAAGUCGAAAAGUUAGUUGACGACAAAUCAAAGCUGAGCACGGGUCUGAGGUGUAAUGUCCGUUGAACGUAGCAAAAAAAUACCAAUGGAAUGUUAAAUGUGGCAAUUUAUGUGUGCUGACCUAAUCUAGUGAUACGGCCCAUCUGGAACAAUAAACUAAUUUCCAUCAAUUAAGGUCAUAGAUCUUCGAGAAGCAAUAGGCACCGAUUCAUAAACCUCGACCAGCCGCCGGUCAGUUCGGCUUUAACGAGCAUAAAAUAAACAUGUCAGAUUGCCCCUUAGUUCGCGGCGGCGGGGCUGCCACGCCUCCAGGAGAAAAGGGUGUACGCCGACCAAAAUGUGCGCGUUGUCGAAAUCAUGGUGUCAUAUCCUGGCUAAAAGGCCAUUCGCGUCACUGCCAAUUUCGGGACUGCGCGUGCGCUAAAUGCAAUUUGAUUGCUGAGCGUCAGCGUAUAAUGGCGGCGCAAGUUGCACUUAAAAGGCAACAAGCUGCCGAGGAUGCCAUUGCGUUAGGCCUGCGAGCUGUCGCCACUGGAUCUUCUCUCGAGUACCUACCUCCAGGGCCAAUCUUUGGACUACCUCUUGCUGCCAACGCGGUAUCUGCCAAGAAAGCGCAAAUGCAACAGCAAAGAAGAAAGAACCUUGAAGAAAACGCAGAGCAUGCUGAUGAGUCUAGUCUUCAAGAUAGCCAGAACUGUACAACCGCAACAGCUGCAGAUACAAACAAAUCCGACGACAACGAGUCCGAUUGUACCGUGUCCGAUUCCGAGUCAAAACGCGCGCGUUUUUCGGACACGCAGAGUCCACCAGUGGCCUCAUCCUCAUCGCCCGCACUGCCUCCUCAAGUGGAUGUGGACUCCACGACUUCCCAAGCACCUCCUCCAGCUCCUGGUGACCAACUGGCUAUAUUACAGCGCCUAUUUCCACAUCAGAAACCCACGUUACUCCAUUUACUUCUUCGAAGUUUUAAUAAUGACCUGGGCAAGGCUCUUGAAUAUAUUCUAAAGUGUGAGAACUCAUUACAUGUGCCUCCCCUCAUGAUAUCAGAUGAUAGCUCUGUUGCAUCUACAACUGCAAGUGCCGGAUCCUCUUCUACUACUGAUGUUUCUUCCCGUAGCAGCGCUUUCCGUCCUUUGUGGAACCCCUUAUUGCCCAGGCUCGAUCUACCAUCGUAUCCUUUGUUUCCAGUGGGCGUAGGGAUUGGGGUUGGUUAUCCCAACUGCCCGCCUGGAUGCGCUCAGUGUCCACCGUUCUUACCUCUUGUCACUCCUCCAUCUGCACCGAGUAGUACAGAUGAUAAAUGGGUAUCCCCGGAAGAGCUUUUAAAACGUGAUUCUGAUUGAAACGAUAAGUGGAAAUAAUAGAGGCGUAGAUGAAGCGACACACUCUAAUUAGCUCCGCGAGGAGUCUACAUAGAGUCACAUAUAUAUACAGAAGCCAACAAAUUGUGUAGUUAGGCUGAGCAUUGAUUGUUCGCUAUGAUAUGGUAUUGUAUAGUAGUAUAUAAGACUCACAACAAAAAUUUAGGGCUACGAUGAUGAUAAAGAAACAUA